Messenger RNA from Paramecium pentaurelia, 473 nucleotides. Lineage: Eukaryota; Ciliophora; Oligohymenophorea; Peniculida; Parameciidae. The record is from the annotation of a GenBank genome assembly.
AUGGAUAAAAUUUAUAGAAUUCUUAUUAGUAUCAUAAAUCUAUAAAUAAAUUAAAAAGAAUUGAUUCAAAAUAUUAAUCAAUAUUAGAGGAGCCUCAUUUCUAAAAAGUAUUUUGAUUAAAUUAUUGAAAUUCUUUAAUUUUAAGAAAGGAGUAUUUACUCAAUUUGAUAAGAUGGCCAGAUGAUAAUUAAGUUUUGAUUGAGAUUGAUAAAUUCAAUUUAUUUUAAUAUAUUAAGUUUCUUUUUAAAAGCAAAUUUGAUUAUUAAGAGGAAAAAGAUUAAUUCCCUUACAGAGCAUUUCAGGCAAUCUUACUGUUUAUUGUUAUUGAAAUUUUAUUAAACUUAUAUUAUUAUACUUGCAAAGAUUAUUACUAAGAAUAUUAAAGGGAAGACAUAAAACCUCAUUAUAAUUAUAAAACUUUAGAAAAUAAAUUAAGAUAUUCAAUAUUAUUAUUUAAAAGAUUAGCAAAUUGA